AUCUCAUUCGCAUUCCUCAGCACCAUUCCCAUUCCUUUUCUUUGCUCCCUUUACUCCCUCUCUUCCUUUUCGCCCUUUUACACCCAUAUCGCUUUCGGAGCAAUGAGAAUGUUGCUUCGCCAAAGACCAAUUGCCUGGUCAAUCCUCGUCUUCUCCGCUAGCGUCGCCCUCCUCGCAGCCGCUGGUACUCAACACCAACAACAGUCCUCGUUCCUGCCAUCCAACUUCAACGAUGACACCUUCGCGUCGGAGAAUCCAUCUCCACCAUCGCGACGAUGCACAAGUAAAUACCACAGCAAGAAUUACGGUUCGGACGCUGGUAGUGACGACUGUUUAAGGGUGCUUCGUGAGGAGCAUCGAGUCGGCCCUCUGCCGUGGGCAGCAUGGCAAGAGCCCAUCAAAGAGAGUUUUGCCGGACAUAUUCCCAUCAGAUCCUGGCAACAGGAUGGUUAUCAUGGCGAGACCAGCAUGUUCUAUUGGUAUUUUCCUGCGAGCAAUCCCAAAGUCAAAGAUCCUCCACUCAUCAUUUGGCUUCAAGGCGGUCCAGGAAGUAGUUCGAUGAUCGGCCUCUUUUUCGAGAACGGGCCGAUCCUUGUGAAUGAGCACAUGCGACUCGAGCGCAAACCCUUCAGCUGGUCCGAAGAAUACUCCGUCCUGUACAUCGAUCAACCCGUCGGAACCGGAUACUCCUACGUGACACGACUGCAUGACAGCGAUAACCAGGAGGUCACCGAUCCAGCGACCGUCCAAAAGAUCCUUGCACAGCUGGAAGAAGAACUGCAGGACGAUCAAAUGAACGAAGAGGAAUUUUUCAGGACCCUGACAGCUGAGGGUAUGGACUCAGCCGCCAAAUUUGCGGCGAUUCUCAUGAAAAAGACUCGAAACAAGGUUCCUCUGUACUCGAAGGGUUAUGUCAAGGACGAGCGAGGUGUUGCCGCGGACUUGUUGGUCUUUUUGGAUCAGUUCUAUGAACGCUAUCCCGAAGUCCAAAAGGCGGACCUGUAUCUAACGGGAGAGAGUUAUGCGGGCAAGUACAUCCCUGCACUGGCCUACGGGAUCUUGGAGAGCAACAAGGGUCGUCGCCAUCAUCACGAGGACAAUGAUGAAGACGACGAGGAUGAGGAUGUCAAGAACGCGAAGGGGUUAACUACCCCACAGAUAUUCCCGCUCAAGGGAAUCGCGCUCGGCAACAGUUUGACGGACCCGCUCACUCAGAUCCAGGUCCAUGCUGAUCAUGCCUACUACAUGGGGUUGGUAACUCGCUCUCAAGCAGAUCAAAUGAGAGCCCUUCAGGACCAAGCUGUGAGGGAUGCAGAGAAGGGACGCUUCCUGGACUCGAACAGUCGUCGAGUCGAUGUCUUCGAUCUGUUCAUGAACGCGACCGGCGGACUGAAUUGGUAUGAUGUCCGCAAGGGAUCGAUCCCUAACGACUGGGGUCGCAUGGAGGCCUUCAUGAACCUGGAUCAUGUCAAGGAUUCACUCAACGUCUUUGGCCCUCGAACAUCCUUCCUGAAACAGCAGGGUGUCUCCAGGAGCGAAAUCAAACGCAUCCAGAAGGGGCGCGCCAACACCAAGUACUUCAAGGAUUUAACCGUCAUCAAGACCAUGGCCGGCGAUAUCAUGAGGAGCGCCACCUGGAUGGUAUCCAGCUUACUGCAGCAGGGCAUUAAUGUUCUCACCUUCCAAGGAAUCUUUGAUUUCCGAGACGGUGUCGCAGGCUCCAGUUCCUGGAUCGAGGGACUUGACUGGGAAGGCCAAGAAGAGUUCCAGAACGCGGAGAGGGAGCUCUGGAUGAACGAAGGUAAGCUGGCAGGGUAUGUGUCCCAAGUUCCGGGGCUUUUGAGAGUGACGGUGUUGGGAGCCGGACAUUUGGCACCGAUGGAUCAGGGCGCGAAUGCUCUGGCAAUGCUGAAGAGUUUUGUGGAGGAUUCAAAGCUCCCUUCGACGACUGUGGACGAGGCUCAAGAACUAGCGGUAGCACAUGUUAUCUAGAGUGCCCUCUCUCCCCCUUUCCCCUCGCACCGCGUGCCUGAAUAAAAUGAUCCACCGCGCUCGUAGAGAUAGCGCAUAUACCGAGAUCGCGCGUUGCUUCGAUCCGGAUUUGAAUUUCCCGCGAGAAAUGCGAGCGCCGAAACGCAGACAAGUGUCCACAAUAUUCAGGAAGCGUGCGUGUUUUUUUAUUUUGUCGCGCUCACGUAUCAACUGCACCC
This is a messenger RNA of Gamsiella multidivaricata, 2210 nucleotides long. Its product is annotated as Alpha/Beta hydrolase protein. Gene Ontology annotation, biological process: proteolysis. The record is from RefSeq and is a predicted model, not a curated record. Gene Ontology annotation, molecular function: serine-type carboxypeptidase activity. Lineage: Eukaryota; Fungi; Mortierellomycota; Mortierellomycetes; Mortierellales; Mortierellaceae. Bases 103 to 1992 code for a protein of 629 amino acids. The transcript has 3 exons.